Messenger RNA from Nicrophorus vespilloides, 1673 nucleotides. RefSeq names its product peptidylglycine alpha-hydroxylating monooxygenase. Gene Ontology annotation, cellular component: extracellular region; membrane. The transcript is spliced from 8 exons. Bases 182 to 1213 code for a protein of 343 amino acids. Lineage: Eukaryota; Metazoa; Arthropoda; Insecta; Coleoptera; Silphidae. The record is from RefSeq and is a predicted model, not a curated record. Gene Ontology annotation, molecular function: copper ion binding; oxidoreductase activity, acting on paired donors, with incorporation or reduction of molecular oxygen, reduced ascorbate as one donor, and incorporation of one atom of oxygen. Gene Ontology annotation, biological process: peptide metabolic process.
UUUGGUUUGAAGGAACUAAGAAAGUCCUUACGUGUGGGUGUUCUCUUGGAAGCGGGAUAUUCAAAUUGGUUUCCUUGAAACAGAUCCUUGGAAACGCGCGCAAAUCCGUUCCCAGCCGCUAGUCGGCGACGAGCGCAGUUCACAGUUAGUGCAGUUAGUUCAAAUCGAUUCUUUUACAAGGAUGGAGGUGGCUCACAUAGAAAAAUUGCUCCUCGUAAUCCUGCUUUUCGCACAAAAUGCGAUUUCCAACGAGAUGAAGAAAUUUUCAAUGCUGAUGCCGAAUGUUCAUCCUAACAGGGAUGAACUGUAUUUGUGUACGCCAGUGAAAGUGUUGCCAGAUAAAAGCUUCUACAUAGUUGGUUUCGAACCGAAUGCAACUAUGAAUACCGUUCAUCAUAUGAUUCUCUUUGGAUGCACAACGCCCGGCGCUAAAAGGGAAUUUUGGGAUUGUGGCGAAAUGGCAACAGGUGUCAACAGCCACCUGCCUCGGGCACAGCCCUGUGCGGAGGGAUCGCAUGUGUUGUACGCAUGGGCCAGAGAUGCCGACUCCCUCGAGCUGCCCGAUGACGUGGGAUUCCAAAUAGGCAUUGGUACACAGGUUCAAUACUUGGUGCUACAGGUGCACUACGCCCACAAGUUCCCCGAUACCUUCGUCGAUAGAUCGGGGAUUAACCUGAUUUACACUCAGAAACCACGCUCCAAAUUGGCGGGGGUUGUUCUGUUAGCGACAGGAGGUACUAUCCCUCCCCAUGGUAUCACCCAUAUGGAAUCAAACUGUGUCAUCAAUGAGCAUAAAACCAUCUAUCCAUUUGCGUACAGAACCCAUACUCAUAGCUUGGGCAAGGUCGUGAGCGGCUAUCAAGUGAAGAGAGACAAAUUUGGUUACGACGAAUGGGUGUUGUUGGGUAAGAGGGACCCUAUGACUCCCCAGAUGUUCUACCCGACCUUCAGCAAAGCCCCCAUCAAGUAUGGUGAUGUGUUGGCUGGAAGAUGCACCAUGGAAAGUCACCGAGACCGCGAUACAUUCGUUGGGCCAACCAACAACGAUGAGAUGUGCAACUUCUAUUUGAUGUAUUACGUUGAUGGCGACACUCCCUUGAACAUGAAGUACUGCACAACGGCCGGCCCUCCCUUCCACUACUGGGCUAACACCAAGUACCAUUUCAAGAAUAUCCCCGAUAUCGACGCCUCUAACUUGAACACAAUUGACUAAACGCUCUUCCCUAGACCUACGACUCGAAUAACGUUUUCCGGUUAAUUCUAUUUAUUUCUGUGGUUCUUUGACCUCUCGGCACAGUAGCGUGGUAUAUACUAUAGUCGCACCCGUUAUAAUUUAGCAUAAAGUUAACAAUCUCCUCCGGUGCUCUUUUUUUUUUAAAAACAUUCCGUUAUAUUAGUAUUAAAACAUAUUGAGACUGAUUUCAUUAAGACCACAGUUCCUUAAUUUCUGUUUCCGAGAACAUCAGUAAAAGAUUAUUUUGUGAUACGUAAACACUAUGAUAACUACCCUAUACCUGCAAUACUAAUCUUAAAAAUGAAAAGAAAAAAUAUAUUUAUCAAACAAACGUAAAUGUAACUUUGCACAAAUGAAGAUGAAUAAGAGACAUACGCAUAUCUACAAUAUUAUCCACUCAACAAAAGACUACAAAAGAGUACAUUUCUAUUAUAUUUUG